GAAUGCUUGUCCCUUGGCCAAUGAGAGAAGUCGUUAUGUCCCCGCUCAGUAACACGUGCAGUAGUCCCGGAAGUAGGAAGCGUCAAGCAGCGCGGGCUCUCCCUGGUGCUGAGCGGGAUUCACAAUGAUCACACCUGCUUUUGACAUCAGUCAGGAGUCGGACUUUCUCAUUAUCACCAUCAAAGUUCCCUAUGCCAGGGCGUCAGAGUUUGAUGUCUACAUUGACGGAGAUGACUUUAAGUUCUACGCCAAGCCUUACUUUUUAAGGCUGACGCUGCCGGGGAGGAUUGUAGAAGAUGGAAGACAGAAAGCCACAUAUAACGCUGAUGAUGGUAUUUUCACUGUCCGUGUGCCUAAAGAGACCCCAGGACAGCAUUUUGAGGGCCUGAACCUCUUGACGUCCCUUUUAGCACCUAAAGGAGCUAGAACCACUAAACGUCUUAUUGAAGAGAUAGGAUCUUCCAAUGAGGGUCCUGCGGACAGUGACCAUGAAGAGGACUUUGACUGGCAAAUAGACCAAACUCCUUUUGAAGAAGUUCCCACCAGUGCCCUUAAUUCACAGUGCAGUUAUGGUUUUGCCAAUUUAAGUGUCGGGGUCUUCAGCCGCCUGCAGGAGGAACUGAAUGAUGUUAUUGACUUAAGAGAUCCAGACGUCACCCCGGCCGCUGAGCGCACACACGGGCGUCUGGCAGCCGAAAAGGCCAAGUUUGACCCCGAUCAUUACCUCGCUGAUCUCUUCGAGGACGAUGCCAUUCUACACUUGUUGAAGUUUAAGCCCUGGUGGGUGGAAGUACAGCAUGGAAUAAGCAAUUUAUCGCUGGAGAACCAGGAGAAUAGGGUGACAUUUACAGAGAAAGAGAAGCAGCAGCUGAGGAAAUUCACAAACAAGUCGUAUUUGCUGGACAAGAAAGCCGAGAAGCAAUUGUACCUGGGCCUCAUCGAUCUCCUCCUGGCUUACUGCUACGAGGUUCGGGUUACUGAAGGAGAGAGAAAUGUUGAGUCUGCCUGGAAUAUAAGAAAAUUAAGUGGAACCCUCAGCUGGUUUGAGAAUCACAUGUCUGCUAAGGAUGUCCUGGUGACAUUUGGGAGGCGAGUCUUGUGCUAUCCACUAUACAGGAAUUUCUGCCUGGUUAACAAGGCCAUCCAGGACGCUGGCUCACUGCUGCGAUUGGGUAAAGCUGCUGUUCUGAAAUCUUUGCUGGACAUCCAUGCGAUAUUUCAAGCAAAUGACCCGGCAUACAUUCUCAAUGAUCUGUAUAUUACGGACUAUUGUAUCUGGAUUCAAAAAGUCAAAUCUAAGAAAUUGUCCGCCCUAUCAGACUGCAUACAAGCGGCAUCCAUCGCUAAGGCAGAUCUGGGCUUUGAUCUAGAGGAGCUGGAGGAAGCUGCCAAUUUAGUUCAAGAGGAAGAAAAACUACUGCAGGUGUCAGACAGCGUUCCCAGACAGCCCGCAGCACGCGCUACAUCUGAAACCUCCAGCAGCUAUGCCUCAACAGAGACAGAAGACACUUCGUCAGAUGAGGAUGAGACCAGCAGCAGCAGCGAGGAAAUCCAGGACUCCCUGGAGCAGCUCCCAGGCGAGACCACCACACCUCUCAUACAGGUUAUGGAUAACAGGCAGACCCACCCUAACACAGCUGCAGAAGCAGAUUCUUCCCCCACACAGCCAUCUGUUCCCUUACAAGCGGCGGGGAGCACAGAGGAGAAGGUGCAAGCAGCAGUUACCAUCCCUGACAUCCCCCUAAGGCACACUUCUGAUGACACUGACAGAUCCCAAGAGACAGACUGCGCAGCCCGCCAUUCGGAACGUACUGAACCAAAGUGUCUGUCCAGGGCGUUCUUAGAGGUGACUCCGAGGAUGAAUCCGCUCCUCAUUGUUCAGCAGUCAGAGGAGGAGGAGAUGCUGCUUGUAGAUUAAUCUCUCCCGUCCGCCUCUCAUUGCAGACUUCAGUUUGGAUUGCAUUUUCAUUAUAGAUAAAUGACAGCCUCGUUCUUGGGAUACUUCAUUAGCGCCUGAGAUGUCUUCCUGGGCAUCAGGUCUAAUGAAGUAAUGAAGAGACAGAAAGCCUGAUAUAAAAUCAUUAAAUCAAUCAGGACAUAAGAACGGUAACCCAAUGAGGAGUAAAUAUGAUGCCUUGCAUUGGUAAUUAGCCAGCAACAAUACAAGUUUUGGGAACAUCCCGUAUUUUGGUGAACUGUGGUUUUAUUGUGUCGUUUCAUGCCAGUAUGCCUAUCAGCCUCACAAAGACACGGGGGCAGAACUGUUCCUAUUCGCAAGCUCCCAGCGGUGUACCUCCUAGAGGAAGCGUCUUUUAUCCAGGGGCCAGGACUCACGGGGGUGCAGCAGGGCACUGUGUGAGGGGAAGCACCUCCAGAACAUUGGGGGCCGCCAGGCUUUGCAGUGUUAGAGGCAUGCUAAAUUAAAGCCACAUGUGGGCGUUUACACGGGUUUGGUAUGUGUGACCGGCGGUCACACUACCAACGCUGACAUCCCGAUCUUUAAAUCCCAACAGGGGUAAGGUAAAUAUGACGUCCCUUACCCCCUAACCUCCCCCCCUUAGUGCGCAACCCUAAACCCCUCCCCUUAGUGCGUAACCCUAACCACCCCCUGGUGAUGCCUAACCCUAAUCCUCCCCCUUUAGUGCCUAAACCUAACACCCCUAACUCUAAACCUGUGUCUUUUAAUUAGGGGCUUCUCUCGCUGCUGACUGGAUUUGUCCAGCUGGGGAUUCUGGGAACAUUGCUUCCUAGGAAUCGUGAGACUCCUUUGAACGUAAUUGGAUAAUAUUGGUUUCCUCUACAAUUACUUUGAUCCCAGAAAAUGAGGACACAUUAAAUCGCUGGAUUAAGAGGUGACCCGUCUCUUGUAAUGUUUAGGGGUUUUUUUUUUACUUCCCCAAAGUGUUUCUCCUGAUGUUUUCUGUAUCUGUAAAGAAGAGAGCUAUUGAUUAGGCCAGAUUUAUUGUGUCUAGUGAUAAAUGCACCAAAGAACCUGAUUAAUACCUGUGAAAACGACCAAGGGGCAUUGCCAGGAAGACACGUCUUAAAUAAUGUAAGGAGGCUGAGCUGAUGACUAAAGGCUGGAGAAAAGACACCGAGAGACACGCGUGGCAGAGAGAUAUAUGCUUUCGCUGUUUGAGUUCUAUGGGCAGGCCAUUUGUCUGCAAGAUAAGGAACAGUGCUGCUACAGCAGAUAAGCUGGAGGGGGCAGGAUAAAUAGGGCAUGUUCCAGGCAAUUAGGAACACGGGAACAGAUAGCCGCUGCUUCUGUGCUCCAUUCAUUUGCCGCAACCGACUCCAACGUGUUCUAAUUUAUUUAUGCUGGGUAAUGUUGUUUUCUGCCCUCAGCUAAUCAUGAACAUUCUCAUAUGGAAAAUCGUUUAGAUGUUUUUGUUUUUUUAUAGUGCCGACAUAUUACACAGUGUUUUGAUUGAAAAAUAAUAUGACGUCAGUACCUACAUUUAAAAAAUAAAAUAAAAAUUAAGCAAUUGGUGUAUCAAUAUCAGCAUUCAGAUAUAUCUAAAUGAGUUAGCAAUAAACAUUUUGU
This is a messenger RNA of Pseudophryne corroboree (corroboree frog), 3547 nucleotides long. RefSeq names its product SHQ1, H/ACA ribonucleoprotein assembly factor (gene SHQ1). NCBI's taxonomy places the organism in Eukaryota, Metazoa, Chordata, Amphibia, Anura, Myobatrachidae. Gene Ontology annotation, biological process: box H/ACA snoRNP assembly. The transcript has 12 exons. Bases 125 to 1918 code for a protein of 597 amino acids. The record is from RefSeq and is a predicted model, not a curated record. Gene Ontology annotation, cellular component: cytoplasm; nucleoplasm.